UUCAUUGGUUCCCACAAAAUCCAUAUGUAUAGCUCGCGCUUCGGCGUUCGUGAAGAUAUGCGUACGACACUAAUAUCGAUAGCGCGAAUCUCCUGUAAACACAUUGCGUUUCUCACGGUCGAAAAGAGGGAAAGUGCGAAGUUCGUGCUGUGUUGAACGAAGGAAAAAAUUUGAUCUAAUCAACACGGUAACGCGCGAUAUCACUCGAGAUUCAUACGAUGCGCGAAAUGGUUCAAGUGCGACAAGAACGAUGACGACGAGAACGAUGUCGUAGUGCAACUAAUUCGAAUUCGGACCAUUUUACUUUUCGCUCGCGAUGCCGCCGAGUCGCCUGGACGCCGUCUACAGGAGCAUACUGCUUACCAAAUUCUUCACGAAGGGCUGGGGUAACCCUCAAAAUUUGAAACGGAUUUUUGAAUUCAGGAAAGUUAUAGCAAACCGAGAAACAUGUUACAAUAUGAUUCCAUGUGACUAUCCAAUAGAAAUUACAAAGAGUGAAGAUUGGUCAGACUGUCAUAUAAUUGAAGGACAAUUUGAAUCUCCAUUUGAGAAGCAUCUUCCAGGAAUAAUGCCAGAUAAAACCAAGAUAGCUUACUUUCAAGUGAUCUUACCAUCUAAAUGGAGCUCCCAUAAGAUAAAACCAAUAUGCUUGCAUCUUGCAGGAACUGGGGAUCAUUUUUUUUGGCGACGUAGAAAUCUUAUUGCUAGACCACUACUCAAAGAAGCGGGCAUAGCAUCGAUAUUGUUGGAAAAUCCAUUUUAUGGACUGAGGAAGCCAGAUGAUCAAAUCCGUUCUAGUUUACAUAAUGUAUGUGACAUUUUUAUCAUGGGAGGCUGUCUAAUAAUGGAGUCGAUCGUCCUGUUAAAUUGGUGUGAACAACAGGGAUUUGGGCCACUGGGUCUCACUGGAUUGUCAAUGGGUGGACAUAUGGCUUCUUUAGCAGCUACUAAUUGGCCAAAACCAAUAUCCUUAGUACCUUGCUUGUCAUGGUCUACAGCUUCACCUGUGUUUACGGAGGGUGUUAUGAGUGCGUCAAUAAAUUGGGCACUCCUGGAGACUCAAUACUUUUCAGACAAGAUAUAUCAAAAUGAUCUGGCAAAAAUGGUCAAAAUUAUCGAUCGCGAUGACGCUUUUUUAGCUGGUCAACACUUUGCAAAGCAUUAUCCUGCAAGUAUGAAUAGAGUAGAUGAGUUAAGAAGAGAAUCCAAUGAGAGUAACAAGAGUAAUACUUCUGCUGUGAUUGGUGCGAAUAGUACAAAUUCUUCUAAUAAAAACAUUAACGACAAUAAUAUUUUCGUCGAAAACGAAUCUAGAAAUAAGAAAAGUCAGUUGCAACGUCAAAUCGCGGAAGAGAAGGCGGCGGCCAAAAUAUUUCCCUUAAAUCUCAUUUCUAACAGGUUCAAGUCAAAAGAUCCCAACACUCUCAAAGGGGUUUGCUUAUUGCCAGUGCCGAAGCAUCCGCUAUUUUCAGACAACAAAUGGCGCGAGCACGAGGCGUUGCAGUUUAUGCGCGGCAUAAUGGACGAAUGCACGCAUCUGAAAAAUUUCGAGAUACCAGUCGAUACCGAGCUGAUCAUUGCCGUUUGUGCCAGAGAUGACGCGUACGUGCCGCGAGAUCAUUGUAUGAGCCUUGAGACGAUAUGGCCAAAAGCUGAGAUACGUUACAUUGAUGCUGGUCACGUUAGCGCUUAUCUUCUUCAUCAAAAAGUCUUCAGGUACAUUCUUUGGAAUUUAUCUAAACUUACAAAUAUUUUUUCGACAUGUUUUGUAAGUAUUUCAGGUACGCUUCUUUAGGGAGAGAAACAACCUGAAAUUUCUCUAAAUUUUCAAUUGCUCAUCUCCCUGAAGUUGUUCAAUCAUGCAGCUAAAUUUUCAAUCA
Odontomachus brunneus is the source of this 1880-nucleotide messenger RNA. RefSeq names its product protein ABHD18. The transcript is spliced from 9 exons. The record is from RefSeq and is a predicted model, not a curated record. NCBI's taxonomy places the organism in Eukaryota, Metazoa, Arthropoda, Insecta, Hymenoptera, Formicidae. Bases 317 to 1795 code for a protein of 492 amino acids.